This is a messenger RNA of Morus notabilis, 1328 nucleotides long. RefSeq names its product protein tesmin/TSO1-like CXC 6. Gene Ontology annotation, biological process: regulation of DNA-templated transcription. Gene Ontology annotation, cellular component: nucleus. The transcript is spliced from 6 exons. The record is from RefSeq and is a predicted model, not a curated record. Lineage: Eukaryota; Viridiplantae; Streptophyta; Magnoliopsida; Rosales; Moraceae. Bases 37 to 1323 code for a protein of 428 amino acids.
UUCAGAGAAGCAAGUGACCUCUCCCGCCAAAAUCAAAUGAGGCGAAGAAGAGGCACUUAUGGAGUUUCAAGGUUUCGCGCCAAAAAGCUAGAUUUUUCAGUGUUCCAGGGCUUUUCUUUGGCUACCGCUUCUUCGUUGCCGAAUCGCUUUCAGUCGCUCGCGGAGCCUAACUUGGAGCUUCAUUUAUCGCCGUCAACUCCAUUUUCAACAGAUAGAGAGAAAGAUUCCUCAACAUCACAACCACAGGAAUGUGCUAAAGGAGAUAAUUGUACUCUAGAACAUUAUAAACAAUGCGGCUGCAAGCAAACAAAGUGCUUAAAGUUGUACUGUGAAUGCUUUGCUUCUGGAAUCUACUGCAAUGGGUGCAAAUGUGUUGAUUGUCACAACAAUAUUGAAAAUGAGUCCGAGAGGCGUGCAACUGUAAAAAAUAUUUUAGAGCGCAACCCAAAUGCUUUCAAGCCUAAGCUGACUAACAACUCACCUAUUACCAAGGAAAGUCCAUUAGCAGCACAGCACAAAAGGAGAUGUCAAUGUAAGAAAACCUGCUGCUUAAAGAGAUACUGUGAGUGCUUCCAGGCCAACAUGCUCUGCUCUGAAAGUUGUAAGUGCUUGGACUGCAAGAAUUACGAAGGGUCUGAGGAGAAGUUGGCACUUUCCCCUGUGGUCCAACUUUAUACGGAAACCGGUGUGAGGGAGGCGAAUAUUGCAGCAUUUGCUGCCAUACUGCCUUUUGGCUCAAAUAAGAAGAAUACCUUGACCCAGGUGAAUCCUCUUAUAACUUCUGGUUCACCAUCUGCCUUGUCCUUUGCUCCUCGCAGAUACAGAUCGGUGUUUGCGGAUGUCAUUAGUCCGGAAUCCAUAAGGCACUUCUGCUCAAAUUUGGUGGCAGUGUCAAAUAAGCAAGCAUUGAAAGAAAACCAUAGAGUGACUGUCUGCCGAUUGGAGGACAAGGAAAACUUCCCGUACCUGCCAGAUGUUGAGGAACUUAUUCUUGAUGAUCAUUUGAAUCAAAAUGGUGUCAACGCAGAGUUUCUCAAAUCCACACAUGUCAAUGGAAUGAACGGAAUGCUGCUAUCUCCUGGAGUAGAUGCGCUAUGUGAUGAGAAAGUAAACAUGUUGGGACACCUAGAGCAUAACGCAAACGUCUAUAUGGAGCAGGAGAGGCUUGUCUUGAUAAACUUCCAGGAUUUCCUUAAGAAGAUCAUCACCUGCAGAAACGUGAAAGCUGAAGCUUCAACGGAGGACGAAUGUGAACACGUAGGCAGCAGAAUUUUGGAAGGCAAAAAUGAGCACGCGCAUGUUAAAAGCACAAUGUUCCGGUGAUGAUA